GUAACAUUUCGUACUUACAUCCGUUUGGAACACAACUAUAUACCACCUCAACCAGCUAAAAUGUCAACUAUCAAACUGCAAUCUGCCGAUGGAGAAGUGUUCGUCGUCGAUAUUCGGGUCGCCAAAUGUUCAAAAACCAUCAAAACCAUGAUAGAGGAUCUGGGCAUGGACGAAAACUACGGCGAAGUGGUACCGCUGCCGAACGUGAAUGCCUCCACCUUGCGAAAAGUGCUCGAGUGGGCCAAUUUUCACAAGGACGAGUUCGAUGAAGCGUUAGACAAUUCGGACGAACCGUACGGACACACCGAUGGCAUCUGCGAUUGGGACCGGGAGUUUUUAGGAGUCGAUCAGAGAGUGUUGUUUCAAUUAAUGCUGGCCGCUAAUUAUUUGGAUAUCGCAGAAUUGUUGGACGUGACAUGCAAAACGGUGGCUAACCUAAUCAGGGGAAGAACGCCAGAUGAGAUCAGGAACACGUUUCACAUUAAGAACGAUUUAACACCGGAAGUAACAAACCAAAUCCGGAAGGAGAACGAGUGGUGCGAGGAAAGAUAAUAUGUAUCAAUAAAUAAAGUGUAAAGUAUUUAA
This is a messenger RNA of Armigeres subalbatus, 585 nucleotides long. RefSeq names its product S-phase kinase-associated protein 1-like. Gene Ontology annotation, molecular function: cullin family protein binding. Gene Ontology annotation, biological process: SCF-dependent proteasomal ubiquitin-dependent protein catabolic process. Gene Ontology annotation, cellular component: nucleus; cytoplasm. The transcript has a single exon. Lineage: Eukaryota; Metazoa; Arthropoda; Insecta; Diptera; Culicidae. The coding region runs from base 61 to 552 and encodes 163 amino acids. The record is from RefSeq and is a predicted model, not a curated record.